Molecule: messenger RNA, 858 nt
Organism: Rasamsonia emersonii CBS 393.64
Lineage: Eukaryota; Fungi; Ascomycota; Eurotiomycetes; Eurotiales; Trichocomaceae
Exons: 2
Coding region: 1-858 (285 amino acids)
Molecular function (GO): oxidoreductase activity, acting on the CH-OH group of donors, NAD or NADP as acceptor
Source: RefSeq, a predicted model, not a curated record
AUGGGUUCUGCACAGCAAUUCCGCCCCUUCGAAGGCAAGCUCGCCUUGGUGACGGGAUCCUCCAGAGGCAUCGGCGAGGCCAUCGCUCGCAACCUGGCCAGCAAAGGCAGCAACAUCCUGAUCAACUAUGCCACAGCCGAGUCCGACGCGACUGCCGCAGCGCUGGCCUCAGAACUGGCGUCGAGCUUCGGCGUGCGAGCAGUCCCCGUGCGGGCGGACAUCACCAAGCGGGAGGACUGCGACAAGAUCGUGGCCGUGGCCAAGGAGCACUUCGCGAGGGCGGGCACCCUCCAGAUCGACAUCAUCGUGCACAACGCCGGGGUGGUGAACAUCGCGCCGCUCGAGGAGGUCACGCCGGAGGAGUUCCACCGCGUGUACUCGGUCAACGUGCUGGGGCCGAUCCUGCUGACGAGCGCGUGCAAGCCGUACCUGCCGCAGGACCGGUCGGGCCGGAUCGUGAUGAUGUCUAGCAUUCACGCGCGGAUCGGAGGCGAGCACACGACGGUGUACGCGGGCACCAAGAGCGCGCUCGAGGCCAUGGCGCGCGUCUGGAGCCGCGAGCUGGCGGAGCGGGCGACGGUCAACGCCAUCAACCCGGGCCCUGUCAUGACGGACAUGUACCUCAAGGCGCCGGAGGAGAUGAAGCAGGCGCUGGCGCGGUGGAAUCCGGUGACGCCGCUGGUGGCGGUGCGCGAGUCAGACAGCGACGAGGUCAAGGAGCUGGGCCGGCGGCUGGGCGGCCGCGCGGCCUAUCCGCAGGAGAUUGCGGGCCUGGUGGCCUCCAUCUGCCUUCCGGAGUUUGGAUGGUGUACGGGCAGUGUGAUUUCGGCCAACGGGGGGAUUACAUUCAGCAUGUAG